AUGGCGCAGUGGCGCGAUGGGAUCAACCUCGCGUGGCAGGAGUCCUGGCAGAAGCUGCAGGGAGCACCGUCAUACGUUCAGACGGGUCAGGAGGUGAGCAUUCGCGAGACGCCAGACUCCGACGAGUUGGAUGACCUGGACCCAUGCGCCUUCUACCUGGGCGACGGCUUCCUGGCGGGCUCGAAGGAGGCUGUGGCGCGAGCACUAGCGACUCUGCAGCGCCGCUGCCCUGACUUGGGCCCCCUGCUCCACCUCGGCAAGUGCGAGCUCGUAGUCCCCUGCGGACGCAGGCCGGGCGGCCUGGCAGACCUCUUCCCUGCGCCUCUCCUGGCGGGCGCAGAGACGGGGGUCGACCGCGUUGUCCUCAGAGGCGGCUUCAAGCUCUUGGGAGCGCCUAUUGGGGCGAAGGACUACUGCGAGGCGUUCGCCCAGCGCCGCGCCGACAAGACGAAGCCCGCCCUGGAGGCGCUCGCCAACCUGCACCCCCAGGUGGGCCUCGCGCUCCUGCGCUACUGCGCGAGCUACGCGAAACUCGUGCACAGCGCCCGCACGGCGCCGUCUGUUCUGCUCUCGCAAGCGUUGCACUUCUUCGACGACGGCCAGCGGCGCGCGCUGUCGAACCUGCUGGCGGGGCUCGCCCACGCGUGGCUCGGUCUGCGGGAGCUGACAGCGCGCGCGCCCAGCGCUUACUUGGCCAGCCUCGCAGCCACGCGGCACCUGCGCUGCGACCUCGACCCGGCCUACGCGUGGGCGCCGGACAGCGCGGCUACGCUGGAGGGGCAGGCGCUCCUGGCGUACAACGCCCUGCUGGCGCCGGCGGACGGCCUCGACCCGGCGGCGCUCGACAGGGCCACGCAGAAGCAGCUCUCUGCCGCGGUGGGCGAAAGCGGGCACCAGACCUUUCUGGCGGGCUUGGGGGCAGCUGACCGCGCUGACAUCAAUUCAGAGAUGCUGCCUGGCGCGUCAGACUUCCUCGUGGCGCAGCCCAGUGAGCAGCUGGGGCUCCUUUUCGAACCCGAGGAAUUCGCGUGCGAGGUCAAGCGCAGGCUCCUCAUGCCCGUGUACGAGACUGAGCACUUCUGCCCCUGCUCCGAGGACGUCUGCGACCGCCACGGCCGGCACGCAGGACUAUGCGCGGGGGCCGGGGAUCGCGUCCACUGGCACAACGGGGCGAGGAACGUGGUCGGCACCUUCGCCACCAGUGCGGGCUUCAACCCGACGCUCGAGCAACCUGGCCUCCUACCGCCCCGCCCAGACGACGUCCAGGUGAAUGGGCGCCGGCCUGCAGAUGUCUACAUGCCCCCCUGGUUCCAGGGGGCGCCUGCUGCCUUCGACUUCGCGGUGUCUUCGCCGCGCAGGCAGGCUGCCCGUGUCCUGGCGUUCCAGGGGGUGGGGCGCGCGGCGCAGGAGUACGAGUUGGUGAAGAGGAACCACCUCGACACAGAGCGGCAGUUCCAGCAGCAGGGGGUCGCGUUCAUCCCCCUCGUGGCG
Prorocentrum cordatum is the source of this 1491-nucleotide messenger RNA. NCBI's taxonomy places the organism in Eukaryota, Dinophyceae, Prorocentrales, Prorocentraceae. The record is from the annotation of a GenBank genome assembly.